CGGAGAGAGAGGGGAGGAAACAAGUUGGAGUUGAGUGCAAGUUGAGUGCGGCAAGCAACGCCCAGUGAGCAUCCAUCCAUCAUGGCGCUGGUGGGUGCGUUCGGCGUCGGGGUGCUUGCGGGGACCUUGUACGAUUCGUGGCGAGGGAAGCGGUCCAACGUCGUCCUCGGGCCCAUCUUCCGACCGCAGCCCUCGUCCGAGGCCGCCAGCCAGGAGGCCACAGUCCCCUCGUGGCGGGAGCUGUCGGUGCUGGUGCGCGACAACCCCCGCGAGGCUGCCAGCCGUGUGUCGAGGGCACUGGGGCUGCCCGUGACGCAGUUCCUGGCAGCAGUGAGAACGGAGCUCGAUGUGAUAGCGCCGGGACUCGCCAAUGUGGCCGCAGCCACCUCACUCGGUGAGCUGAGCUGUGACCUUACACACAUCAGUACAAGUGUGCCCUGUCUGUCUGUCUGUCUAUAUGUCAGGCGGGUUGGCCUUUUUCACGAUGGAGCGUUCGACCCAGCUGUGUAGCUAUGCGCUGGGCAUCGGGUCGCACAUGACGGGCACCGGCUUCUUCAUGGGCUGCGGCGGCCUACUGGCGUCAGGCGCCACAGCCGGGUACCUGGUGCGUGAGGGCAAGUACUCGCCCGAGCCGGCCAUCGCCAUGGUGCAGGCCACCAUGGACGGCGUGGGGGCAUCCAUGGUGUAUUACCUCAUGGGGGGGUCGUGGCGCACCCUGCUCCCCAACUCGCUGCUCUUCGCCGGCUGCUUCGCCCCUCGGUCAUUCCGGUACCCCCGCAAGGGCCGCCACGUGAGCCCCUCACACACGAGCGGCCAUCGGUCGGUGGCCCCCGCCAUCCAGUCGCUGGGCAGUGUGUGGGGAUGUCACUCGUGCGGCACGUAUACUGGUCCCUUUGUGGCGGACCACUGCCCGCCCACGGCCCUGGUGGAGCGUGCCAGGGACCGGCUGUGGACGCGGUACAUGAUCGGCGUGCCGAGCCAGCAGCUGCUGCCGCAGUGUUCCAGGUGCAGCGCGCGGCAGGGCGAGGUCGUCAAGGACAUGAUGAGCCAGCCAAACAUGCCCCUCAUGCAGUGGGUGCAGAGCCCACCCAGAAGGGCCCUCAUGACUCACUACUUCUCCGUCAGGUCAGAGACACACAGCCAGCCAGCCAGCCAGCCAGCAAGGCAGCCAAUACCACACGGAUUCAUUCAUUUCCCUCUCCACUUGCCGACACCUACCUAUAUGUUCAGGCGUCACGACUUGGCCGGUUUCGCCUGGGCUGUGGCGGCCUACACCCACCACCACGCCACGCGCAACCUGCCCACCCAGGGCGACAUGGACACUCUGCAGAGCCGCAGGCCGACCAGGUCAGGGGAGGGCGACCGGGACAUGCUCCUGAUGGACCGGCUGGCGGAGAGGCUCAAGGUCGUGCCGUUCGUGCCGCAGUCAUGGGGGCUGCAGCAGUAGAUAGAUAGAUGGGGAUGGGUGGGAAUGUAUUCUGCUGUGAUGCCGCGCCCGCUUUUUGCUGCUCGUGACGCGAUGGUGGCGUGUAGCUUGGUUUGCAUGUCGCGACUUCGAAUUUGUCAACAGAAAGACACACGAGUGCACUCGUC
This is a messenger RNA of Vitrella brassicaformis, 1593 nucleotides long. NCBI's taxonomy places the organism in Eukaryota, Vitrellaceae. The record is from the annotation of a GenBank genome assembly.